GACCAAUGCCUUUUCAGAGUCUGUGAAUCGUCGAAACAUGGCGCACUGCAUAACCCGAACUCUCAGGAAAUCAGUUCUGCAAGAUGUGCAUCGGACUCGUUCCAUCCCGUUGGCAGCCGGAUCGUGGUGGGGCUGUUGCCAUGUUGGCCGCCGUGCCCACCACGUCCCGGGCACGUCGCUGAAGUACGUGCCCCGGCGCGCCGUCCUCUACGUGCCUGGCAACGACGUAAGGAAGCUGCGCAAGCUGACCUCCCUGGACGUGGACUGUGCCGUGCUGGACUGUGAAGAUGGAGUGGCCCUCAGUAAAAAGGCAGAGGCGAGGGAGACCAUCCCCAAGAUGUUGGUGGAGCUGGACCUGGGCCGCACAGAGAAGUGUGUGCGGGUGAACUCGGUGUCCAGCGGGCUGGCGGAAGCCGACCUGGAGGUCAUCCUGGGGGCCCAGGUGCUGCCCACCGCCCUCAUGCUGCCCAAGGUGGAGGACACCGGGGAGGUGCACUGGUUUGUUGACAGAUUUCAGCAUCACUUGAAAGGCCGGUCGCUGGCGGAGCCCAUUCGGUUGGUCACCUUUGUGGAAACUGCUGUGGGUCUGCUAAAUUUUAAGGAUGUGUGUGCGGAGGUUCGGGAGCUCGGCCCCAAGGCUGGGCUGCAUCACGACGGCGUGGUCUUCGGGUCCGACGACUUCUGUGCCAGCAUAGGUGCCACGCGCACCAAGGAUGCCCGGGAGCUGCUGUACGCCCGGCAGAAGGUGGUGGUGACCACCAAGGCGUUUGGCCUGCAGGCCAUUGACCUGGUCUACAUCGACUACCAGGACGGGGACGGGCUGAGGCAACAGGCCCGGGAGGGAGCGCUCAUGGGCUUCACUGGCAAGCAGGUGAUCCACCCCAACCAGAUCAGGGCGGUGCAGGAGGAGUUCUCCCCCAGUGCGGAGAGAAUAAGCUGGGCAACAGAGCUCAUUGCUGCCUUUGAGGAACACCAGAAGUUGGGCAAGGGUGCGUUCACCUUCCGUGGCAGCAUGAUUGACAUGCCGUCGCUAAAGCAGGCCCAAAACAUCGUCACCUUGGCUUCGGCCGUCCAGCCCAAGUGACCUCCCCUCUCGACCUGCCCCCGACCACACCUGCCCAAACCUGACCAGAGCAACCCACCGCCCAGGGCUGACUUCUACCUGUGCCCCCAUCCCUUCAGCCCAUUCAUCUGCAGGUCAUCCAGAGACUGAGCCAGACUGCCCCUAACCCUCUCAAAGACAUCUGCUGCCCAUCCCUGAUCUCUCUACUGUGCAGAGUGACGCCGAUUGUAAUGCUGAUUUGUUUUAAAUCAUUUAUAAAAUGUCUGAAAAUACUA
Engraulis encrasicolus (European anchovy) is the source of this 1338-nucleotide messenger RNA. It is a transcript of the gene clybl, whose product is annotated as citrate lyase beta like. The transcript is spliced from 8 exons. Lineage: Eukaryota; Metazoa; Chordata; Actinopteri; Clupeiformes; Engraulidae. Gene Ontology annotation, molecular function: (S)-citramalyl-CoA lyase activity. The coding region runs from base 38 to 1084 and encodes 348 amino acids. The record is from RefSeq and is a predicted model, not a curated record. Gene Ontology annotation, biological process: regulation of cobalamin catabolic process.